CUGGUAGUAUAAAAUGGAGUUUCAACCCAUCACUUUCCAUCACACUGCCAAAAAUGGGGAGAAAGGAAAAUUUAUGUUUGGAGAAGUCAGUCUCCCUCCUUGUCCUCAUUGUUAUGCUGCAUAACUCACUCAUUGUUGCUUCUGACUCUGUUGAUGAAGCCAACGCUCUUCUCAAAUGGAAAGGCAGCCUCCCUUACCAAGCCCAGUCCAAGUUAGCUUCAUGGUCUCUCCUUCCUAAAAAUGCCACUUUCUCCCAACCAUGCACUUGGUUUGGAAUUUCUUGCAAAGAUGGAAGUGUCAAUAUAUUCAAUCUUUCAAAUUCAGGUAUUGAAGGCACACUCCAUGAAUUUUCAUUCUCAUCAUUCUCUAAUCUUGCAUACUUUGAUCUAUACAUCAAUGGCCUCAGUGGUUCCAUUCCACCCCAAAUCAGUCAGCUCACAAAGCUCAUAUAUCUUGACUUGUCUAGUAAUCAGUUUUCUGGGAAUAUCCCACCUCAGAUUGGCUUGUUAACUCAUCUUGAGAUCCUGUAUCUAGAUAAAAAUCAGUUGAAUGGCUCCAUUCCCGAAGAGAUAUGCAAUUUAAAGUCCCUUAAUGAGCUCGCUCUGUCUAGCAACCAUCUAGAUGGACCAAUUCCAACUUCUUUGGGAAAGUUAAGCAAUCUAGAAGGCUUGUAUCUCUAUAACAACUCACUAUCUGGUUAUAUUCCUCCACAAAUAGGGAACCUCUCCAAUUUGGUUGAGCUCGAUAUGACUACCAAUCUCCUAACAGGUCAAAUUCCUGCUUCUCUAGGUGGUCUCACAAAUCUCACCAUUCUCCAUCUUUAUCGUAAUGAACUAUCAGGGCCAAUUCCAACUUCUUUGGGAAACUUAAGGAAUCUAAUUGACUUGGAUCUCUUUGAAAAUCAGUUGAAUGGCUCCAUUCCUGAAGAGAUAGGCAAUUUAAAGUCCCUUUAUGAGCUUGCUCUGUAUAGAAACUAUCUAGAUGGGCCAAUUCCAAGUUCUUUGGGAAAUUUAAGCAAUCUCGUUCACUUGUACCUCUAUAAUAACACACUAUCUGGUUAUAUUCCUCCACAAAUAGGGAAACUCUAUAAUUUGGUUGAGCUCGAUAUGAAUACCAAUCUUCUAACAGGUCAAAUUCCGGCUUCUCUAGGUGGUCUCACAAAUCUCACCGUUCUCUAUCUUUUUCUUAAUAAACUAUCUGGGCCUAUUCCUGAGGAGAUAAGAAAUCUAAAAUCACUUUCUGAUAUAGGGUUGGACAGAAAUCAACUUAAUGGUUCUGUUCCAACUUCCCUUGGAAGUUUGAAAGACUUGGAAUUUCUUUAUCUCCGUGACAAUAAACUUUCUGGAUUCAUUCCUCAAGAAAUAGAAAAUCUCACAAAGCUGACUGAACUACUAUUAGAUACUAACCAGUUCACUGGUUACCUACCCGAAAAGAUUUGCCAGAAUGGAAUCCUUCAAAACUUGACUACACAAGACAACAAUUUCACAGGUCCUAUUCCCAAAAGCUUGAAAAACUGCACCAGUUUGGUACGAUUGCGCUUGGGAAGAAAUCUGCUAGUUGGAAAUGUAUCAGAAGACUUUGGAGUCUACCCAAAUCUAACAUUCAUUGAACUGAGUGGCAAUAAGUUGCAUGGUGAGAUCUCAUCCAACUGGGGAAGAUGUCCACAACUAGCCACCCUAAGAAUAUCUGGGAACAAUAUUACUGGGAGAAUACCAUCCGAUAUUGGAAAAUCUAGUCACCUACAUGUCCUUGAUUUCUCUUUCAAUGGUAUGGUUGGCGAGAUUCCAAACGAACUAGGAAGGUUGAAUUCUUUGGUGAAAGUGUAUUUGAAUGGAAAUUUACUCUCUGGUGGCAUACCUCAAGAAUUUGGAUCAUUGACAAACCUUGAGUAUCUGGACCUUUCUGCAAAUAGACUGAGCCAUUCAAUCCCAGACAAUUUCCAAGAGCUCGUAAAGCUGAACUACUUAAAUUUGAGCAACAAUCGGUUUGGCCAGGAAAUUCCAGUUCAGUUACUAAAGUUAGUUCACCUUUCCCAACUAGACCUGAGUCAUAACUUGCUUGUUGGUCAUAUACCGUUUGGCAUAAACUCUUUGGAUAGCUUAGAGAAGCUCAAUCUCUCCCACAACAAUCUCUCAGGCAGCAUUCCAGACAGCUUCAAGAAUAUGCGUGGCUUGUCCUACAUUGACAUAUCCUAUAAUCAAUUGGAAGGACCUAUACCAGAUAGUAGAGCAUUUCGAGAUGCUGGCAUUGAAGCAUUACAGGGAAACAAAGGAUUGUGUGCUGAUGUCCAAGGACUAGAACCAUGCAAACCUUCAUUACAGCACAAAGACAACACGAAGAAGAGUAGAAAAGUCCUGUUCUUAAUCAUAUUCUUCCCUCUUUUAGGAGUACUUUUACUUCUACUUGCUCUCUAUGGAUUUUUCUUCAUCAAAGGAAAAAGAAAGGAAGAUCCCCAAGCUGAAAGAGGUAAUCUGCCUAAUAAUGGUGUCAUUUCCAUAUCAACUUUUGAUGGAAAGAUUAUGUACGAAGAAGUCAUUAGAGCAACUGAGGAUUUUGAUGCCUCAUAUUGCAUCGGAAAUGGUGGAUUUGGAAACGUCUAUAAAGCAGAGUUGCAAUCAGCUGGCAUUGUGGCUGUGAAGAAACUCCAUUCAUCGUGUGACAGCAGGUAUACAUCCCAAAAGGAGUUCUUGAACGAGAUAAAAGUGUUACUCGAGAUAAGGCAUCGAAAUAUUGUGAAGCUUCAUGGGUUCUGCUCGAGUGCUCGAUACUCAUUUCUUGUCUAUGAGUUCCUUGAAAGGGGUAGCUUGGCCUCAAUCCUGAGCAAAGAAGCAGCGGCUAAAGAAUUAGAUUGGAAUAAGAGAGUGGACAUUGUUAACUGUGUUGCCCACGCCCUCUCUUACAUGCAUCACGAUUGCUUUCCUCCAAUUGUCCAUCGAGACAUUUCAAGCGGGAAUAUUUUGCUCGAUUCGAACUAUGUGGCCCAUAUAUCAGACUUUGGCACCGCUAAACUUCUAAAACCUGACUCAUCUAACUGCACCGCGUUUGCUGGAACAUAUGGAUAUGUUGCUCCAGAGCUUGCUUUCACAACGAAGGUAACAGAGAAGUGUGAUGUGUAUAGCUUUGGGGUAAUAGCACUGGAAGUGAUCAAAGGAGAGCAUCCUGGUGACAUCAUCCCCUCUCUAUCCUCCGCUUGGACUGAGGAUAACACGUUAACAGUAGAUGUUUUGGACGAACGCCUUCCACCUCCUUCACGUGAUGUUGCUUGCGAACUGAUAAAUGUGGUGAAAAUAGCAACUCAAUGCUUGAAUGCUAAUUCACAAUCUAGGCCAACAAUGGGUAUGAUUUCCAAGCUAUUUUUGUCCUCAUCAAUAGGUAAAAGAAAGAGACUAUACCAGCCAUGAGCAUUUAUUGUUAUUGGUGUCGCUUGUUAUAAGUUGUUAGGGCUUGUAACGCCCUUCCUGUGUUAUGGUGGCUGGUUGCAUUAGUUCUGCAUUGCAACAAUUAUGUUUGUAUUUAGUUACGUUAUGUUUGUCUUGGUUUAUGUUGUUCUUGUUCUUAACAUUGGCCUAGUUUAUUAUAAUGUGUGUAGUCGUAAGUUGAUCUUCUGGACUGUUCAGAAAGGCUUAACAACCUAAUGUUUCUGUAAUCAUGUUGGAAUGGAGUAGUAAUACAACAGAUUGAAUGGUGG
Messenger RNA from Tripterygium wilfordii, 3688 nucleotides. Its product is annotated as probable leucine-rich repeat receptor-like protein kinase At1g35710. Gene Ontology annotation, biological process: protein phosphorylation; hormone-mediated signaling pathway. The record is from RefSeq and is a predicted model, not a curated record. The coding region runs from base 54 to 3401 and encodes 1115 amino acids. Gene Ontology annotation, cellular component: plasma membrane. The transcript has 2 exons. Gene Ontology annotation, molecular function: protein kinase activity; ATP binding; protein binding. NCBI's taxonomy places the organism in Eukaryota, Viridiplantae, Streptophyta, Magnoliopsida, Celastrales, Celastraceae.